This is a messenger RNA of Notolabrus celidotus (New Zealand spotty), 1221 nucleotides long. RefSeq names its product sterol carrier protein 2b (gene scp2b). Gene Ontology annotation, cellular component: cytosol. The record is from RefSeq and is a predicted model, not a curated record. Bases 223 to 642 code for a protein of 139 amino acids. NCBI's taxonomy places the organism in Eukaryota, Metazoa, Chordata, Actinopteri, Labriformes, Labridae. The transcript is spliced from 5 exons.
UUACAACUAUUUAUCCGAAUAAUGUAGACAUGUAAAUACAUGUAGAGAUCUUCAUAGCAGUAAUUCUGGGCUCUCUGGCAUCGACACAUCGAGUCUGCAGAUCCAGGGAAGAUCAGAAGAAAGAAGGAAGUGCAGUUAGCAAACAGCAGGAGAAGAAGAGCUAGCUUACAUCAGAGGGUUUGUUGAACCUGUACUGUUUGUUCACACGGUUAUAACGACAACAUGCCCGAAAUACAGACGCGAAGGAUUCAAGCUAUGGAGACCAGUGCCAGUGACGGACUGGAGGGGUUCAAGGCACAUGCUGUGUUCCAGGAAAUCAAUAAGAAGCUCCAGGAGGAAGGAGAACAGUUUGUGAAAAAGAUCGGGGGUGUGUUUGCCUUCAAAGUAAAAGAUGGACCUGAUGGGCAGGAGGCCACCUGGUACGUGGAUGUAAAGAACGGUACUGGCUGUGUUCACAAUGACACAGAGAAGAAAGCAGAUUGCACCAUUUCCAUGUCGGACACAGACUUGUUGGCCCUGAUGACCGGGAAGAUGAACCCACAGACUGCGUUUUUCCAGGGCAAGCUGAAGAUCACAGGGAACAUGGGAUUGGCCAUGAAGCUCCAAAGCCUGCAGCUGCAGCCAGGCAAAGCCAAGCUGUAGAUGAGACGUCAGAGCUCACUGUAACACUGAAUAGAGUUAACCAUAAAGAAAUUAACAUGAAGUCUGUUUUCAGAUGAAUGUUUAAGCUCUGUAAACAUUCUUGACACUGGACUGAACCACUUCAUCUAAUAGUGACCUCACUUAUGGACCAGGGGGUUUAGUCAGCAUCCCUGCUCCUCUAACAGCAGAAUGAGAUGAUGCAUAGAUAAAGUAUUCUUUAAUGAAGUCCCUCUCAGUACACAGGUGUACUGAGUACACCGGAGAGCUCCCUACUAAUCCAUAUAAUGUUUAAUUUUCAAUAACUUUGUGUUGCAAAUGGGUACAUUUUGUUUGGUAGUCUGUGGAGUAGAUUAGUAGAUUGAUGUCAUUUUUCCACAAUCAUGGACUCUGCAGUCUAAGUGCCUCCUUGUUUCUGACUCACCAUUUGUUAAAAGGUUAAUAGGCAACACAGGAGAAAUGUUUUUCACAGUGGCCGCCCAGGAUUUUAACAGAAGGGGUUGUCAUUUUUCAGCAGUGCUAUCAUUGUUGUAUGAAUCUCCUGAAAGAUUUCUACUAAAUAAAUGUCUUUGCUGAAAUGUU